AUCAAACCAAAAAUUUCAAGAAACCGAGAAGAGAAAUGGAGUAUCCUAACAAAGGAGAAGAGGAGGAAAAAGCAAGAGAGGAAGUGAGGUACAGGGGAGUCAGAAGGAGGCCGUGGGGGAAGUAUGCCUCGGAGAUACGAGACCCGAAGAGGCCCGGCGGCCGCUUGUGGCUGGGGACGUUUGACACUGCAGAGGAGGCAGCGCGUGCUUAUGAUAGGGCGGCAUUUAACCUAAGAGGUCACCUUGCUGUACUCAAUUUCCCUCACGAGUAUAAUAUUCCUCAAGUAUUGGGGUCGAUUCCUACAGGAUCGUCGUCUGCGGCGUCUUCUUCUGGGAGUGUUGGGGAGAGGUACGAAAAGGGAAGCUCAUCUGAAGGAAUGCCGCCGCCUCCGCCGCCGCGGGAGGUUAUUGAGUUUGAGUGUUUGGAUGAUAACGUGCUGGAGGAGCUACUUGCAUUUGAAGAAGAGAAGAAGAAAAAGAAUAAAGAUUGAAUUAAUUCUAACACUUCUUUCUAAUUCUUGCUGAUCAAUUCUCUCUAGUCUUAGCUCAAUAAAUCAAGAACAUGUCA
Rubroshorea leprosula is the source of this 568-nucleotide messenger RNA. NCBI's taxonomy places the organism in Eukaryota, Viridiplantae, Streptophyta, Magnoliopsida, Malvales, Dipterocarpaceae. The record is from the annotation of a GenBank genome assembly.